Messenger RNA from Drosophila bipectinata, 303 nucleotides. The record is from RefSeq and is a predicted model, not a curated record. NCBI's taxonomy places the organism in Eukaryota, Metazoa, Arthropoda, Insecta, Diptera, Drosophilidae.
AUGAUCCGAAAACAAUUUAAGCUUUUAUUUGUUUUUGAUGCCACCACAGCAAGUAAUCAGAAGCCGCCAACUUGUCUUUCAAAUGGCAGCAAAUCAAAUUGCCCAACAGAACUUGGGUGCAAUGAGCAUACAUCAUGGCCAACAGUUGCUUUUGCGAGUCCGAGUCCAAUUGAUGGAUCACCGAAAACCGACUGCUCCCCGAUGGGGUUGCUGUUGCAGUUGUUGUUGCCACAAACUGCUGCUGUUGCAGGUCCAAAGCCAAAUGAGUUGAGAAGCAGUUGCGUAAAACGAAACCUGCGAUAA